GUGUUCUCGCAUGAUUCCUCUUCUUUUAAUUCUUCGAGAUGAUGAGACCUGAGUUCCUGAGACCAAACAAGAGCUUUUAAAACCCCUUCUGUUUACGGUUGGAUUCGAACUCCGAACUUGUGGGCGUUGCGUCCGAUCUUGUCGCUAAAUAUCUUCCUUCUUUCAUGAUUUUCGCGACAAACGUUGGCCUUCUUCAAGUCACCUCCUUGAUGCGAGUAACCAUCAGAAGUUUGCAGUUGAGAGAAGCAUGAAUUCAACAUCAACACAUUUCGUGCCACCGAGAAGAGUUAAUAUAUACGAGCCUCUCCAUCAAUUUGGUAUGUGGGGAGAAACUUUCAAGAGCAAUAUUGGCAAUGGGAAUAUCAACACCCCCAAGCCACAUUAUAAUAACGAAUAAUCAGAAACUAGACAACAACUUGUCAGAGGAUACUUCCCAUGGAACUCCUCUCAUCUUUGAUCAAGAAACUUCCACGUCCAGACAUCCUGAUAAGAUAAAGAGACGGCUUGCGCAGAACCGCGAAGCUGCCAAGAAAAGUCGCUUGCGCAAGAAGGCUUAUGUUCAGCAGCUAGAAACAAGCAGAUUGAAGCUAAUACAGUUAGAGCAAGAACUCGAUCGUGCUAGACAACAGGGAUUCUACGUUGGGAAUGGCAUAGAUACGAGUACUACUACUUCUCUAGGUUUCUCGGAAAACAUGAAUCCAGGUCUGUAUCAAGAACAGGGUAGUAUUCUUGACAAGAAUCAAAACUUGAACGUCAAGAUUAAAACAGGGUUUGCUGCAUUUGAGAUGGAGUAUGGGCAAUGGAUUGAAGAACAGAACAAACAGAUAUGCGAACUAAGAACUGUUUUGCAAGGACAUGUCGGCGAUGUGGAGCUUCGUUUGCUUGUUGCAAUCGCCAUGAAACAUUAUUUUGAUCUUUUCCGGAUGAAAUCAGCUGCUGCAAAAGAGGAUGUUUUCUUCGUCAUGUCAGGGAUGUGGAGAACUUCUGCAGAUCGAUUCAGAUUUCGUAAACCGCCUUGGAAUUUCAACACUCCUUUGUGUUCUCUUUGGUGCCUUUGCAAACUGUGGUCAAUGGUGAUGGAUAAACUCCGCUGCCGAUUGCAAGACAUCAUUGUCGGUGUUGACAGUGCAUCUAUUAUUUUUCAGUCAGAGGAAUGGUGGUGUUCAAUGGAGAAUUAUCUUCUUUCAUUGCUGGUUUUCCGAGACCUGUUAUUGUUGAACACAUACUCCACAGAUUUUUGAUUGCAUAAGAAGCUUCUGAACAAUGGUGGUGCUGUCUGACUGAUUCGCCUGUGUUGAUAACUCUACUUUGAUCAUGAACUUCUAAUGUAAUAAAGGCAUCAUUGACUUUGAUUUGAAUCUGUUGUGCUUUUUAAAAAAUCUGAACUGGCUGGUUACUCUCACAAUUUAGCCGGUUAUCCAGAGAACCAAGCAUU
Brassica rapa (field mustard) is the source of this 1435-nucleotide messenger RNA. Its product is annotated as transcription factor TGA1. Lineage: Eukaryota; Viridiplantae; Streptophyta; Magnoliopsida; Brassicales; Brassicaceae. Gene Ontology annotation, biological process: regulation of DNA-templated transcription; DNA-templated transcription. Gene Ontology annotation, molecular function: sequence-specific DNA binding; DNA-binding transcription factor activity. The record is from RefSeq and is a predicted model, not a curated record.